AUGGUCCGCUUAGUCCCCGACAAACUCGCCUUAUGUCUUCUGACCUUUCUCUUGACGGAAAUAGCCCUGACUGCGAAAGUGACGAACCCUAAAAAGGUCCCCAAAAAUGCUGUCCUCCUUUCAAAGGUCUCGGCGCUCACCGUACGAUCUGGCAAGCAGACUGCGUCCAGACGGGUCAAGCCUGUCCCGCAGUUGCAAUGUGUGGGCCCUGCCAAUAUCUGCAAAUUAUAUGCGAUUGAUGUGAUGCGUUGUACGAAUGAAGGCGCUGAUUACGACGAGAACAACGUGCAGUGGAGCUGCAAAGCUUCACUGCCAGAAGAAUUCAAGCUCGGCGCGACAGAUGUCUCCUGUGAAGGCUAUCUUAGCAGCGAAGAUCCCUAUGUCUUGUCUGGAAGCUGCGGCGUUGAGUACAGGCUCCUUCUGACAGACAAGGGUGAGGCUAGGUACGGGUCGCAAAGCAGUUGGGGAUCUAGGAAAUAUGGCGACGGGAACAGCAACGCUGUCGAGACAUACGCUGGAUAUCUUUUCAUGGCCUUGUUUUUGGGCGUGCUUUUCAUCAUUCUGCGCGGGAUUUACAAAGCCUGGCGUGAUGAAGCCCGUCGCAGACCAACAACACGACCACGGGGAGGCGGCGGCGGUUUUGGGGGAGGUGGUGACGAUGACCCACCGAAUGAUCCACCACCGCCAUACUCGGCUCGCCCCAAGAAGGCAACAUGGUCUUCAGGAUCACGGUCAGGGACAUUCUCGACCACUCGGACUCAACAGGAGGGAUGGCGACCUGGUUUUUGGACUGGCACUGCGGCCGGAGCGGCAGCCGGCUACCUAGCGGGCAGAGGCAAUCAGACUCGGACCGAACAGCAACCUCCAAGACGUGGUACAGGGAGCAAUUGGUUCGGAGGUGGCGGGGGUUAUGCAGGACCAUCUACACCUCGAUCCUCAGGCUCUGGAUCAAGCUCAUCUUCCGGCGCAAGACACGAGAGUACAGGUUUCGGUGGUACUUCGAGGCGUUGA
Molecule: messenger RNA, 1011 nt
Organism: Exophiala aquamarina CBS 119918
Lineage: Eukaryota; Fungi; Ascomycota; Eurotiomycetes; Chaetothyriales; Herpotrichiellaceae
Exons: 1
Coding region: 1-1011 (336 amino acids)
Biological process (GO): regulation of store-operated calcium entry
Cellular component (GO): endoplasmic reticulum membrane
Source: RefSeq, a predicted model, not a curated record